AUGGCGAUCACUCAGCUGUUGUCCAAAGCCUUCUCCAGCAUCCAGCAUGGAGAAGAUAACAACGGAAUGGAUAGUCAUAGAUGGUUACCCGUGACUUGGGCUAUGCACGAGGGAAGACGAGAUUCAUUGGAGAUCCUCUUAUCCUAUGAAAAAACCAGCUUUGGUUCGACACGGAAAUGCAAAGACAAUCCCGUGCGUCUUGCAUGCAAAGCUAGUGUCGAUGGCGACUUGAUUCAGCGCCUUUUGGAUGACCCUAGGGCCUACGUCAAUGCUCGUAGUAAGGAAGGCUGGGCAGUUGUCCACUGGGAUCUAGACAUCAACACUCCAAAUGCAAAUGACAUGACAUGUCUUGAACAAAUAUUCUUGAAAGACAUAUUCAAUAAGAAUAUCGAUCAGGGUGCAAAGCUGUUAUUAUUAUGUGCCCAGCAGGAUUUGGAAGCAAUCGUGAACCCGCUCCUAUUGAAGUAUCAACUUGAUUCCAUGGCCAUUGAUACCAACGGCAGGAAGCUCGCACACUGGGAAUCUGAGUUUCAUUGGAGGAGCACCAGCUCCCUCGUCGAGUCGAAGCCAUUGACCUGGCUGGACCAUGCCAGCAACGAUGGGCGCACCGCACUCCACGUCGCAGCAGAGAAUCGCAACCAAGUGGCAGCUGAAUAUCUGCUACAAGCUGGAGCCAACUAUCAUUUAAAAGAUUCAUCGGGUAGACGGCCGAUUCACAUAGCGGCAGAAUGUGGGCACCGAUCCAUAACGUACCUCCUUCUCAAGCAGCCUGUUCAUAAUUACGGCAAGGACCAACACGGGAGAAGCUUGCUGCAGUUCUUGGUAAUGUGGCACAGUGAUGCUUUUGUACGAAAAUGCAUGAGAGUGCUUCAUGGGAAGGUGGAUGUGGAAGAUCAGUUUGGCCGGACCCCUUUGCACUACGCCUCAAUUUUCCAAAAUAGCCCAGCAGUCAGCGUGUUGCUCGAGUUGGGUGCAGAGCCGAACUUGCGAGAUAAAGCAGAAUCUACGCACCUCCAUUACAUGUAUGCAGCGGAACCUGGCUCGCCAAAGAGCGUUGAACUUCUCAUUAGAGCUGAGGCUGAUAUACACGCUAAACACAUUCCGGCGCAGCGCGUUCUUGAAAACUACGUUCGUCGGCUUGAAGCUCUUGGAGCCGACAUCAAUGCAAAGGACCACUAUGGCUGUACUCCUCUUCACGUCGCUGUCAAGUCUGGCAAUAGGGUUACAGCCGAGGCAUUUUUGGGGUCUUCGAAGAUCAAGCCAUCAAUAGAAGAUGAAAGAGUCCUAACGGCACUGGACUGGGCUGUGGUUGAUGAACAUGAGGCAAUUGCGGAUGCUAUCCGUUACCGAGGAGGCGAGCAUUCAGUUGACUGGAAGUCUCGUCUAAGGCCACUGUAUCAACCCUGA
Trichoderma gamsii is the source of this 1407-nucleotide messenger RNA. RefSeq lists its product as hypothetical. The transcript has 4 exons. Bases 1 to 1407 code for a protein of 468 amino acids. Lineage: Eukaryota; Fungi; Ascomycota; Sordariomycetes; Hypocreales; Hypocreaceae. The record is from RefSeq and is a predicted model, not a curated record. Gene Ontology annotation, molecular function: protein binding.